Messenger RNA from Ricinus communis (castor bean), 6946 nucleotides. Its product is annotated as DExH-box ATP-dependent RNA helicase DExH12. Gene Ontology annotation, cellular component: nucleus. The record is from RefSeq and is a predicted model, not a curated record. NCBI's taxonomy places the organism in Eukaryota, Viridiplantae, Streptophyta, Magnoliopsida, Malpighiales, Euphorbiaceae. The transcript is spliced from 4 exons. Gene Ontology annotation, molecular function: ATP binding; nucleic acid binding; ATP hydrolysis activity. Bases 182 to 6736 code for a protein of 2184 amino acids.
AGCCCUUCAUAACUAGCACGCGCAGUAAGGCUCUGCGUCCAUUUUUCCAAAAAACAAAAAAAAAAGAAAAACCCAAAACUUUUAUCGAUCGUAUUGUAUCUUAUGGUAUCUUAAAUCGUAGCAAAACAUUUCACAGCAUUGCAUCAUUUUACUUGGAUUUUAGGUUUUCUGAGUGCCGUUAAUGGCGCAUCUAGGCGGUGGUGCUGAGGCGCAUGCCCGUUUUAAACAGUACGAGUAUAGAGCUAAUUCUAGUCUAGUGCUAACCACUGACUCACGCCCACGUGACACGCAUGAGCCCACCGGUGAACCUGAGUCCCUCUGGGGAAAAAUUGAUCCCAAAAGCUUCGGUGACCGUGCUUUUAGAGGGAAGCCUCCUGAAUUGGAGGAGAAACUUAAGAAAUCUAAGAAGAAGAAAGAGAGGGACCCGCAUGCGGAGCCUGUACCUAAGCGUCAAGCGAAAAGACGUCGCCUUAGGGAAGAGAGUGUGCUUACUUCUACUGAAGAAGGUGUUUAUCAGCCCAAAACUAAGGAGACUAGAGCGGCUUAUGAGGCAAUGUUGAGUGUUAUUCAGCAGCAAUUGGGUGGUCAGCCUCUUAAUAUUGUCAGUGCAGCUGCGGAUGAGAUUUUGGCGGUUUUGAAGAAUGAGAGCGUUAAGACUAAUGAUAAGAAGAAGGAAAUUGAGAAGUUGUUGAAUCCUGUUCCAAAUCAUGUUUUCGAUCAGCUUGUUUCAAUUGGUAGGCUUAUUACUGAUUUUCAAGAUGUGAGUGCGGGUGGUGAUGCUGCAGGGAAUGCUGUGGGUAAUGGUGAUGGUGAUGACGCCCUUGAUGAUGAUGUGGGUGUGGCUGUUGAGUUUGAGGAAGAUAACGAGGAUGAUGAAGAUGAGAGUGAUUUGGAUAUGGUGCCUGAUGAUGAAGAUGAUGAGGAGGAGGAUGUGGCAGAACAGAAUGGUUCUGGGGCUGGUGGUAUGCAAAUGGGUGGUAUUGAUGAUGAAGAAAUGCAGGAGGCGAAUGUAGGGUUGAGCCUCAAUGUGCAGGAUAUUGAUGCUUAUUGGCUUCAAAGGAAGAUAUCACAAGCUUUUGAGCAGAAGAUGGAUCCACAACAGUGCCAGAAACUUGCAGAGGAGGUCCUUAAAAUACUUGCCGAGGGAGGAGAGGACAGGGAAGUUGAGAACAAGUUACUCUUGCAUCUCUCUUAUGAGAUGUUCAACCUUGUUAGGAUUCUUAUGCGUAACAGGCUGAAGAUAGUAUGGUGUACUCGUUUGGCAAGGGCUAAAGACCAGCAAGAGAGGAAGCAGAUUGAGGAAGAAAUGAUGAGUUCUGGUCCAGAUUUAGUAGCAAUUCUGGAGCAGUUGCAUGCUACAAGGGCAACUGCAAAAGAGAGGCAAAAAAACUUGGAGAAGAGUAUAAGAGAAGAGGCUCGCCGGCUCAAGGACGAGAGUGGUGGGGACUAUGAUAGAGAUAGGAGGGGGCUUGUGGAUAGAGAUGCAGAAAGUGGCUGGGUGAAAGGCCAGCCCCAGUUGCUUGAUCUAGAAAGCAUUGCUUUUGAGCAAGGGGGUCAUUUGAUGGCAACCAAGAAAUGUGAUCUUCCAGUUGGUUCCUACAGGCAUACAAGCAAAGGUUAUGAGGAAGUUCAUGUGCCAGCCUUGAAGCCUAGACCUAUAGCAUCUGAUGAGAAGCUUGUCAAGAUAUCCGACAUGCCAGGUUGGGCACAACCUGCUUUCAAAGGGAUGCAGCAGUUGAAUAGAGUACAGAGUAGAGUUUAUGAAACUGCGCUUUUUAAGGCAGAUAAUGUUCUCCUGUGUGCCCCCACUGGAGCAGGAAAAACUAAUGUUGCAGUACUCACCAUACUUCAGCAACUUGGAUUGAAGAUGAAUAAAGAAGACGGUUCAUUCAACCAUAGCGACUAUAAGAUAGUCUAUGUGGCACCUAUGAAAGCUCUUGUUGCUGAAGUUGUUGGUAAUUUGUCCAAUCGUCUGCAGGAGUAUGGUGUGAAGGUUAGGGAGCUGAGUGGAGACCAGUCAUUGACUCGCCAACAAAUUGAAGAAACUCAAAUAAUUGUGACUACUCCUGAGAAGUGGGAUAUUAUUACUCGGAAGUCUGGGGAUCGCACUUACACUCAGCUUGUGAAACUACUUAUUAUUGAUGAGAUUCAUCUUCUCCAUGAUAAUAGAGGACCUGUCCUUGAGAGUAUUGUUGCUAGAACUGUUAGACAAAUUGAAACUACUAAAGAACAUAUCCGCCUAGUGGGAUUAUCUGCAACGCUCCCUAAUUAUGAAGAUGUGGCAUUGUUUUUAAGAGUUGACCUUAAAAAAGGACUCUUCCAUUUUGACAAUAGUUACAGACCUGUCCCUCUCUCUCAACAGUAUAUUGGCAUCACUGUGAAGAAGCCACUGCAGAGGUUUCAGUUGAUGAAUGAUAUCUGUUAUGAAAAGGUGAUGGCAGUUGCUGGAAAGCAUCAAGUUCUUAUUUUUGUCCACUCAAGAAAGGAAACGGCAAAGACAGCUAGAGCAAUACGGGAUUCUGCACUUGCUAAUGAUACUCUGGGCAGAUUCUUGAAAGAGGACAGUGCUAGCCGUGAGAUCCUUCAAAGUCAUACAGAUAUGGUAAAAAGCAAUGACCUGAAAGAUCUUCUGCCCUAUGGUUUUGCAAUUCAUCAUGCUGGCAUGACAAGGGCUGACCGUCAACUUGUUGAGGAUCUGUUUGCAGAUGGACAUGUACAAGUGUUGGUUUCUACUGCAACUCUUGCUUGGGGUGUCAAUUUGCCUGCUCAUACUGUGAUUAUUAAAGGGACUCAGAUAUACAAUCCAGAAAAAGGAGCAUGGACUGAAUUAAGUCCGUUGGAUGUUAUGCAGAUGCUGGGUCGUGCAGGAAGACCCCAGUAUGAUUCAUAUGGGGAAGGAAUUAUCAUUACUGGCCAUACUGAACUUCAAUACUAUCUGUCUUUAAUGAAUCAACAACUUCCCAUUGAAAGUCAGUUUGUGUCCAAACUGGCUGAUCAAUUGAAUGCCGAAAUUGUUCUUGGAACUGUACAAAAUGCUAGAGAAGCUUGCAACUGGCUUGGCUACACUUACUUGUAUAUUCGUAUGCUGCGAAACCCAACACUGUAUGGCUUAGCACCAGAUGUUCUCACAAGAGAUAUUACACUGGAGGAGAGGAGGGCUGAUUUGAUUCAUUCUUCUGCGACUAUAUUAGACAAGAAUAAUCUGGUUAAGUAUGAUAGAAAAAGUGGAUAUUUCCAGGUUACUGACUUGGGUCGCAUAGCUAGCUAUUACUAUAUAACUCAUGGCACAAUAUCCACGUAUAAUGAGCAUCUGAAGCCAACAAUGGGGGAUAUAGAGUUAUGUCGUCUGUUCUCAUUGAGUGAAGAAUUUAAGUAUGUGACAGUGAGACAAGAUGAGAAGAUGGAACUAGCAAAGCUGUUGGACCGUGUUCCAAUUCCAAUCAAGGAAAGCCUGGAGGAGCCUAGUGCUAAGAUUAAUGUUUUGCUUCAAGCAUAUAUUUCACAACUUAAGCUUGAGGGGCUUUCUCUUACAUCAGACAUGGUGUUCAUCACUCAGAGUGCGGGCCGUCUUCUUCGAGCUCUUUUUGAGAUUGUCCUGAAGAGAGGUUGGGCGCAAUUAACUGAGAAAGCUUUGAACUUAUGUAAAAUGAUCAACAAGAGGAUGUGGAGUGUCCAGACGCCACUGCGCCAAUUCAAUGGGAUCCCAAAUGAAAUUCUGAUGAAGUUGGAGAAGAAAGAUUUGGCUUGGGAAAGGUAUUAUGAUCUCUCAUCACAGGAGAUCGGUGAACUCAUUCGUUUUCCAAAGAUGGGCAGAACAUUACACAAGUUCAUUCACCAAUUUCCAAAGCUAAACCUGGCGGCACACGUUCAGCCAAUCACUCGUACAGUGUUGAGGGUGGAACUUACCAUAACACCGGACUUCCAAUGGGAGGAUAAGGUUCAUGGUUAUGUGGAGCCAUUUUGGGUCAUUGUGGAGGAUAAUGACGGUGAAUAUAUUCUCCACCAUGAAUACUUUAUGCUGAAGAAGCAGUACAUCGAUGAGGACCACACAUUGAACUUCACAGUGCCUAUCUAUGAGCCAUUGCCGCCUCAGUAUUUCAUCCGUGUUGUGUCAGAUAAGUGGCUUGGGUCACAAACUGUUUUGCCAGUGUCUUUUAGGCACCUUAUCUUACCAGAAAAGUAUCCUCCUCCCACAGAGUUAUUGGACUUGCAACCUUUGCCUGUGACUGCAUUGCGGAAUCCAUCAUAUGAAGCUCUUUAUCAAGAUUUUAAACAUUUUAAUCCUGUCCAAACUCAGGUCUUUACUGUUCUGUAUAAUACAGAUGACAAUGUAUUAGUUGCAGCACCAACAGGUAGUGGGAAAACUAUAUGUGCUGAAUUUGCUAUAUUGAGAAAUCAUCAAAAGGGACCUGAUAGUGUUACGCGCGCUGUGUAUAUUGCACCUCUUGAAGCAAUUGCCAAGGAGCGUUAUCGUGAUUGGGAGCGGAAAUUUGGUCGAGGUCUUGGCAUGCGGGUUGUUGAAUUAACUGGGGAAACAGCAACAGACUUAAAACUGCUUGAAAAGAGUCAAAUAAUCAUCAGUACUCCUGAAAAAUGGGAUGCUUUGUCUCGUCGCUGGAAACAGCGGAAGUAUGUCCAGCAGGUUAGUCUAUUUAUUAUUGACGAGCUCCACUUGAUUGGGGGUCAAGGUGGUCCAAUCUUGGAAGUGAUUGUUUCUAGGAUGAGGUAUAUUGCUAGUCAGAUAGAGAAUAAGAUUCGGAUUGUGGCCUUGUCAUCUUCUCUUGCAAAUGCUAAGGAUCUUGGAGAAUGGAUAGGAGCCACCUCGCAUGGCCUUUUUAAUUUCCCUCCUGGAGUGCGCCCAGUCCCCUUGGAAAUACACAUUCAGGGAGUGGAUAUUGCAAACUUUGAAGCAAGGAUGCAGGCCAUGACAAAACCGACAUACACUGCAAUAGUUCAACAUGCCAAAAAUGGAAAGCCUGCUAUUGUUUUUGUUCCUACAAGAAAGCAUGUGCGUCUUACUGCAGUGGAUCUAAUGACAUACUCAAGUGCAGACAGUGGAGAGAAGCCUGCUUUUAUGAUGCGAUCCAUAGAAGAACUGGAACCUUUUGUUGGCAGGGUUCAGGAUGAAAUGUUAAGAUCCACUUUACGUCAAGGAGUUGGGUACUUGCAUGAGGGCUUGAGUAGUUUGGAUCAAGAAGUAGUGUCACAGCUCUUCGAAGCUGGGUGGAUUCAGGUUUGUGUUAUGAGCAGUUCAAUGUGUUGGGGAGUGCCAUUGGCAGCACAUUUGGUGGUUGUGAUGGGAACUCAGUACUAUGAUGGGCGUGAAAAUGCUCACACAGAUUAUCCAGUUACAGAUCUCUUACAGAUGAUGGGUCAUGCUAGUCGACCUUUACUAGAUAACUCUGGAAAGUGUGUCAUCCUUUGUCACGCACCACGUAAAGAAUAUUACAAGAAGUUUUUAUAUGAAGCAUUCCCUGUAGAAAGUCAUUUGCACCAUUUCCUGCACGACAAUUUUAAUGCAGAAGUAGUUGCUGGAGUUAUUGAAAACAAGCAGGAUGCAGUAGAUUACCUUACAUGGACUUUCAUGUAUAGGCGGCUCACACAAAAUCCGAACUACUACAAUCUCCAGGGAGUUAGUCAUAGGCAUCUUUCUGAUCAUCUUUCAGAGCUUGUUGAGAACACAUUGAGUGAUUUGGAAGCAAGUAAAUGUGUUGCUAUUGAGGAGGACAUGGAUCUUUCUCCAUUGAACCUUGGCAUGAUAGCGUCUUACUAUUACAUCAGUUAUACUACCAUUGAGCGUUUCAGUUCUUCUUUGACUUCUAAAACAAGGAUGAAGGGUCUUCUGGAAAUUCUUGCUUCAGCUUCAGAGUAUGCACAGCUUCCAAUACGACCUGGAGAGGAAGAGGUGCUUCGUAGGCUGAUCAAUCACCAGAGGUUCUCAUUUGAAAAUCCCAGAUACAGUGAUCCACAUGUGAAGGCAAAUGUACUGUUACAAGCCCAUUUCUCAAGGCAUUCUGUGGGUGGAAACCUAGCAUUAGACCAGCGAGAGGUGCUCCUUUCUUCCAGCAGAUUGCUUCAAGCAAUGGUUGAUGUUAUUUCAAGCAAUGGUUGGUUGAGCCUUGCUCUUCUAGCAAUGGAAGUUAGCCAAAUGGUGACACAGGGGAUGUGGGAGCGUGAUUCCAUGCUUCUCCAACUUCCACAUUUUACGAAGGAGCUGGCCAAGAAAUGCCAAGAGAAUCCAGGAAAGAGUAUAGAGACAGUCUUUGAUUUGGUAGAGAUGGAAGAUGAUGAGAGGCGGGAGCUACUCCAAAUGUCCAACUCAGAAUUGUUAGAUGUUGUAAGGUUCUGCAACCGGUUCCCCAACAUUGAUAUGUCAUAUGAGGUAAUGGAUGGGGAGGAUGUGAGGGUGGGAGAUGAUAUUACUCUGCAAGUCACUCUAGAGCGUGAUCUGGAGGGGAGGACUGAGGUUGGACCAGUUGAUGCUGCCAGGUAUCCUAAAGCUAAAGAAGAAGGUUGGUGGCUUGUUGUUGGCGAUACCAAGAGUAACCAGCUGCUGGCCAUCAAGAGGGUCUCUCUCCAGAGAAAGUCAAAGGUGAAACUCGAGUUUGCGGCCCCAUCAGAAACUGGAAGGAAGUCGUAUACUCUCUACUUCAUGUGUGAUUCUUAUCUGGGAUGUGACCAGGAAUAUAGCUUUAAUGUUGAUGUCAAAGAAGCAGGUGGCCCAGAUGAGGAUUAAAUUUCCAUUUUGUGAUUUUCUUUUCCUUGGCUUACUUUUCCUAGCCUCAGUAACAACGCUUUCAGAUAGUGAUUUUUGGUUUCUGUAGUUGCUUUCUGUUUGGCUACUUGAACAUGUAUACGAUUCUGAUGCAGUUGAAAUAUUAUACCAAGUGGCUAUGCCCUGCAUAUUUUUGAAAAAUAUGAUUUGUCAGCCAGUUGUUAUAUCUCA